UCCGUAAACUCGCGAUCCCGUCACCCGUGGCCGAUCCAAACAAUCAUGGCGGACUACCGAGAGGCGCCCUUGGCCACCCGGCCAAAAACGCUUGACCCGAAUGAAUAUUUCAAUCUUUCUCCGGAGCAGAGGCGCGCGGAGGAGUCCCGGGCAGCACUGCGGGCCGGCCUGAAGCGGCAGUACCAGCUGCAGCUCAACGACCCGCACAGGAAGGAGCUCAUUGAAGACCCUGCGCUGACCCGAUGGGUGUAUGCACGAGCCAACCCCUACCCUCUCUUCAGAGCCACAAAGAAGACCUCUCUGCUUGGUGUGAUGUUUGGAGUGGUGCCUCUGUUUGCCCUCUAUUACGUCUUCAAGACCGACCGGGAUAACAAGGAGGAGAAGAUUAAGGCCGGGACCCUCGAGCGCAGCUUCAGUUUAGCGUCAUGAGCUCCGGUGUAGAAAGUUCCUCCUGUAAUGUCCUAGAAAUGUCGUUCUUUAAC
This is a messenger RNA of Fundulus heteroclitus (mummichog), 482 nucleotides long. It is a transcript of the gene ndufb4, whose product is annotated as NADH:ubiquinone oxidoreductase subunit B4. Bases 46 to 429 code for a protein of 127 amino acids. Gene Ontology annotation, cellular component: mitochondrion. The transcript is spliced from 3 exons. The record is from RefSeq and is a predicted model, not a curated record. NCBI's taxonomy places the organism in Eukaryota, Metazoa, Chordata, Actinopteri, Cyprinodontiformes, Fundulidae.